AUGUCUUUCCCUCACACUCGAUCCACAGAAAGACAAGCUCCGUCAACGGCAGAUAAAUGGCGGUCCGCAAUCGCCGACGAAGGCCUCGAGGGCUUGUCGAUAAACGACGAGAAGUUGAAUUCCGCCUCCAUGUUCCAGUUCCGCCAAUUCUUACUUCUACGGGUAUUGUGGCAGCGUGUCCAUAUUACUGCCUUCAAGCCUGAGAAAUUUAAACAUGCUGAAGAACUACCGCUCCUGGCAGGAGAAGGGAACUUCUUCCUGGCCAAAUCGUUCCAGCUUGACGCGGCUAUGGUUCAAAGUUCAUCCGCGGAUACCGAGGUCACCAUAUCUCCCAUCGCAAAGCGUACACGCGCGAAGUUGAAAGAAAGACGACCGGCUCCUGAUGUGACUCCAACAAAGUCGGCCCGAGUGGCCAUGGAGAGGUCGCAAAUCAGUGAUGACCUGGACGACGUCCCGUUGAUACCCGGUCUAGAACAAGACAGCCCGCUAGAAGGGUCUACGCCCCCGUUGGACCAGGUCUCCGGUGGAUUUGAAGCUUUUUGGGAGACGCACUCAAAUACCUCUGAGAGGAUGAGCAGAUUGUCAACACGGCUCUGGUCAACUUCCUGA
Molecule: messenger RNA, 609 nt
Organism: Aspergillus terreus NIH2624
Lineage: Eukaryota; Fungi; Ascomycota; Eurotiomycetes; Eurotiales; Aspergillaceae
Exons: 3
Coding region: 1-609 (202 amino acids)
Source: RefSeq, a predicted model, not a curated record